Exaiptasia diaphana is the source of this 1260-nucleotide messenger RNA. RefSeq names its product zinc finger MYND domain-containing protein 12. The record is from RefSeq and is a predicted model, not a curated record. Gene Ontology annotation, molecular function: protein binding. The transcript is spliced from 8 exons. Lineage: Eukaryota; Metazoa; Cnidaria; Anthozoa; Actiniaria; Aiptasiidae. The coding region runs from base 58 to 1170 and encodes 370 amino acids.
GACAAAUAAACGGAGGUUUGAUCGAAAUCUCACAAUUUUGACUAGAUUUAUCUCAAGAUGAAUAGUAUAAACCCUUUAGCGAACCCAAAAGGGGUUAAAUUAUUAUGCGAACUGUGUCAAAAGCCAGCUUUCGUGCAGUGUAUGGAUUGCAGAGUGACGUAUUAUUGCGGACCAGAACACCAGAAAGCUGACUGGCUGGGUAUACACGAAAAGAUUUGUCAACUUUUGAUGGCUUUAAGAUCGCCGAUCCCUUUUUUGAACUCGGAAGACGAACGACAAAAACGAAAACAAUUGCAGAUAACACGAAAGAAACAUAUGAUUCAUCUGUGUCGUACAACGGGUCAAAAACUGUUAUUUGAAGGCAAAUAUGACCGGGCUGUACCUGCCGCCUUACAGUCGCUAAAGUUCUCGAUAGAUGUCUAUGGAUUGAGCAGCAUCGAGCUGGUUCCAUCUUAUCUCAUCCUGGGCGAAGGAAGUAUCGGUUUGGGUAAACUAAAUCAAGCCGAGGAAUACCUUGCACAAGCUGAGUGGACAGCACUCAAGACUCCRGGCUGUGAGGACCAAAUUAAGUCAAGGCUAUUUAGAAAUCUUGGACUUCUAAACGCUGCAAAAGGAAACUAUACAGAAGCACUAGCUUACUUCUCAGAUGAUAUUUAUCACUCAUCCAAACAGUAUGGUACAGAUGAUAUCCAUACGUCAGGGGGGUACUUUCAUAUGGCAAAUGUUUUCAACAGACAGAAUAAACUGGACAUUGCAUUUUCACUAUACAACCAGGUCACAGACAUAUGGUAUGAACAUCUAAGCCGUUUAGUCGCCCAAAGAACCAAAACUCCUGCAAAGCCUUCUGGGAUAGGGCCAGCAUUCAAGUCUGGGAUGCCAACAGACUUUGAAGUAUUAGGAGAGGCCCAAGAAGCAGAAGCCAUCCAAGUCAUCCAUGCUAUACUAGAGCUGCGUGAACAGCAAAGUGUUCAAAGUCCAUCUGUAAUGUUUAAAAUAUACCUCACUAUUGCAAUGUUAYAUUUUGUACUUGGUGACAUGGCUAAGUCUCAAGACUUUGGUGUCAAGGCCAGAACAUCGUAUGAAAAUGUGGUGUCUGGAGAUGACACWUCUAUGAAGAAAGUUACUGAGUUCCUCAACGCCGUGGAAAGAUCGCUUACUGUAAUAAGUUGACAUGCGAGCUUCAAGCCAAUGUGGACAAAACUAUGUUUUAAUAAAAAUAUGUAUGAUAUAAUAAAAAAAUAAACAAAUAAAGACGUAAAA